UUUUAUUUCUUUUCUUCCCAUUUCGGAUUCUCUUCAAAAAAAAAAAAACUUUCAUGGAGAAGAAUAAUGAGAAGGAAACACACGAUUUCAUGAACGUGGAAUCCUUCUCUCAGAUUCCCUUCAUCCGCCCUUCCCCCAUUAAAGAAAAGGGUAUCCGUUUGUUCGGCAAGGAAUUCGGAGGCCGCGACUGUGUUGACUCGGCCACCGUCACCGAUUCAGAGCCAGACUCAGCUCAUAACAACAAAGACAAGACCAAGGAAAACGAGAAUGAAGAUAAUAACAAUAGUAUCAGCAGAAGAUUUGAGUGUCACUAUUGUUGCAGAAACUUCCCCACUUCCCAAGCAUUAGGCGGUCACCAAAACGCUCACAGAAGGGAACGCCAACACGCGAAACGAUAUCAUCUAACCCUGCAACGCAGUUCUUCAUCUCACGAUCAUGCUCAUAAUAUUUAUGGGUUCUUCAACUAUAAGCUAGCCUCAGCUCCAUCGCCUUCAAUGGCGGCUUACCCUUCGUGGAACAAUAGCAUUAACAGUAGUGUUAAUAGCAGCAACGGUAGGUUUUAUGAGAACCACAGUUCGUUUUCUCAGCCACAGCUCAUCAAUGGCACCCCACUGGGGUUAUGGAGAAUCCCGGCUUCUACAGUUCAAAGUGGCGCGUGUAAUUUCAAUUGUGCCCGUUCAUCGACCCAUCCUCUGCCAUUUUUCGCUGGCGAUGAGUUGAAGCAGCCAUCGCAGGUGGUGGUCAAUGGUUCGAGUUCCCAGAGUCGUCGGUAUUCGAGUUCCCAGAGUCGUCGGUACGUUUAUGAAUCGAAACCUAACGUUAAUGAUCAUGUUAGCUUGGAUCUACAUUUGUAAUGAUCAUUUCGUAAUAGCUUCCAUCUUCUCCUUAUCUUUUUUUUAACAUCUCAGAUUUUAC
Molecule: messenger RNA, 915 nt
Organism: Hibiscus syriacus
Lineage: Eukaryota; Viridiplantae; Streptophyta; Magnoliopsida; Malvales; Malvaceae
Product: zinc finger protein 8-like
Exons: 1
Coding region: 54-854 (266 amino acids)
Biological process (GO): trichome morphogenesis; response to gibberellin; trichome differentiation
Molecular function (GO): DNA-binding transcription factor activity
Source: RefSeq, a predicted model, not a curated record